This is a messenger RNA of Aspergillus ochraceoroseus IBT 24754, 1797 nucleotides long. Its product is annotated as putative pyruvate dehydrogenase complex, dihydrolipoamide acetyltransferase component. NCBI's taxonomy places the organism in Eukaryota, Fungi, Ascomycota, Eurotiomycetes, Eurotiales, Aspergillaceae. Gene Ontology annotation, cellular component: pyruvate dehydrogenase complex. Gene Ontology annotation, molecular function: dihydrolipoyllysine-residue acetyltransferase activity. Bases 137 to 1591 code for a protein of 484 amino acids. The transcript is spliced from 4 exons. Gene Ontology annotation, biological process: pyruvate decarboxylation to acetyl-CoA. The record is from RefSeq and is a predicted model, not a curated record.
CUCAACGGAAAAGUUCCAAGAAGCUGCAAGUUCUCUCAACUUGUUUCCGACAAACUUGUUCUUCCACCCGUCAUUCUUCAUCCUAAUUUGUAUCCCUCUCCCCUCCAUUGUAUAAUAACCACAGCAUCUAGGCGCUAUGGUUGCCUCUGCUGUUAGGAUGCGCACUCCCAGCGCUAUGUUUCUCUCAAAAGGCGUCUCCUCGUUGAGGCGACCGCAGGCCGCCUACCGCUUGACGGCCACAAUUCAACCUCAAUUGCCCGCGCUCUCUGCGCUCUCUCGCUACUAUGCUUCCAAGACUUUCCCUCCUCACACUAUCAUCAGUAUGCCCGCUUUGUCGCCAACUAUGUCUGCUGGAAACAUCGGAGCCUGGCAGAAGAAGGCCGGUGACGCUCUGCAACCUGGUGAUGUCCUGGUCGAAAUUGAAACCGAUAAGGCGCAAAUGGAUUUCGAAUUCCAGGACGAGGGUGUCCUGGCUAAGGUUCUGAAGGAGACUGGCGAAAAAGAUGUGUCUGUUGGCGCUCCUAUCGCUGUUUUGGUUGAAGAAGGUACUGAUGUUUCCGCAUUCGAAUCGUUCAGCCUGGCGGAUGCUGGCGAGGAAGCCGCUGCUGCUGCCGCACAGGAAAGCAAGGAGGCUCCUAAGGAAACUCCUGCUGCGCCUUCAACACCUGCUUCCGAGCUUGCGGCUUACGAGCCCGACACUUCUGGCGAGAAGCUCCAGCCUAGUCUUGACCGCGAGCCGUCUGUCAGCCCUGCCGCUAAGGCUUUGGCUCUCGAGAAGGGUGUGCCAAUCAAGGCUAUUAAGGGUACUGGACGGGGUGGCCAGAUCACCAAGGAGGAUGUUGAAAAGUACAAGCCUAGCACGUCUGCCGCCGCCGAACCCGCUUUCGAAGACAUUCCUCUCACAUCGAUGCGCAAGACCAUUGCCAGCCGCCUUCAACAGUCCAUGAGGGAAAACCCUCAUUUCUUCGUCUCCACCACUCUAUCUGUCACCAAGCUCCUGAAACUCCGCCAGGCCCUCAACGCCUCCUCUGACGGCCAGUACAAGCUUUCCGUUAAUGACUUCCUUGUCAAGGCAUGUGCUGCGGCCCUCAUGAAGGUUCCUGCGGUCAACUCUAGCUGGCGCGAGGAGGGUGGCCAGGUUGUUAUCCGUCAGCAUAAGGCUGUUGAUAUCAGUGUUGCUGUCGCUACUCCUUCCGGGCUCAUUACCCCUGUUGUGAAGAAUGUUCAGGGUCUUGGUCUGUCUAGCAUCUCUAACCAGAUCAAGGAUCUCGGCAAGCGUGCUCGCGACAACAAGCUCAAGCCUGAGGAGUACCAGGGUGGUACCUUCACUAUCAGCAACAUGGGCAUGAACCCUGCUGUUGAGCGAUUCACUGCUGUUAUCAACCCCCCUCAAGCUGGUAUUCUGGCUGUUGGUACUACCCGCAAGGUUGCUGUUCCUGUCGAGACUGAAGAAGGCACUUCUGUGGAGUGGGAUGACCAGAUUGUUGUGACUGGUAGCUUCGAUCACAAGGUUGUUGAUGGUGCUGUUGGUGCUGAGUGGAUUAAGGAGCUCAAGAAGGUUAUUGAGAACCCUCUGGAACUCCUUCUCUAAAUGUGCAAUUCCUGAUUUGAAUCCCGAAUAAAUGGGUGCGCCAGCGUACCGACACGGAUAUCCAAACUGGCUUUGUCUUAUUAUGUAUUAAAAACCCCCCGAAUCAUUAUUUGGCCAAUCCGGCCCUUAAGUACAGCUUUAUAAAUUCCAGCCCUUUCUUGUGUUUUAGAAAUGCGAUAAUCCUUGUUCAUGCGUAGAGAGUGAGC